Molecule: messenger RNA, 3569 nt
Organism: Agrilus planipennis (emerald ash borer)
Lineage: Eukaryota; Metazoa; Arthropoda; Insecta; Coleoptera; Buprestidae
Product: probable ATP-dependent RNA helicase DHX34
Exons: 2
Coding region: 44-3463 (1139 amino acids)
Biological process (GO): nuclear-transcribed mRNA catabolic process, nonsense-mediated decay
Cellular component (GO): intracellular anatomical structure
Molecular function (GO): ATP binding; RNA binding
Source: RefSeq, a predicted model, not a curated record
UUUAAAUUACAAAGUCUAUGCUCACAAAUGAUUAUAAAGAAAAAUGAGCAUGAAGAGGGCAAAAAGUCCUUAUAAAAAUAGUGACUUAGAGUCGAAUAAAAAAAGGAUCAAAUCAUCCAAUCACAGUUUUCCAUUGGAAAGGUACAAAUAUGAACUUAACAAAUUUCUCCAAGAUUAUGGAGGAAUAUCAAAAACCGACGACUUUUGGAAAUUUUUUGAAAAAUAUCAAGCCAUUCAGUUAUCAAAGAAAAGUUCAACAACAUAUUUUGACAAGACCCUGUUAAUAAAUCAAUCGUUCGUUUCUAAAACCAGCAGGUUGUACGACAAAAUACCUACAUUAGAUCGUCAUGGUGAAAGAAUGAAUAUUCCUUACAAUACAUUUAAAGACUUCCUACAAACGGUUCUUAUAUAUCAAGACUUUCAACAGAAAACUAAAAUGGCGAAAUUAAAGAAACUUCGCCAAUCGCAACGAGAUCUGCCCAUUGCCCAAUUUAAGGAUGAAAUAAUUUCGAGGCUGAAAGAGUCACGUAUUUUACUCAUUGCAGGUGAUACAGGAUGUGGAAAAUCCACACAAGUACCCCAAUACGUUUUGGAAGCGGGUUAUAACAAGACAGUCUGCACUCAACCUAGACGUAUAGCCUGCGUAUCACUUGCCAAAAGAGUAGCUUAUGAAACCCUCACAGAUUUUAAAAGCACCGUGGGUUAUCAGAUAAGAUUCGAAAAGAGCAAAAGAGCAGAUACAGCCAUUAUCUUUAUGACAGAGGGUCUUUUAUUAAGGCAAGCGGCAGAAGAAGAAACAAUAAAUCAGUACGACGUUAUUAUAUUGGACGAAAUACAUGAGAGACAUCUGUAUGGGGAUUUUCUGAUUGGAAUAAUGAAGUGCCUGGUACAUAAAAAAGACAACUUCAAGUUGGUGCUAAUGUCCGCAACGAUUAAUAUCGAUUUAUUUUCAAAUUAUUUUAAAAAUGAAAACAUACAAAUAGUUCAAGUACCCGGGCGAUUAUUUCCUAUCGAAAUUCAAUAUAAACCGAUAAAGAAGGACCCUUACGAGCGCAAAGCAAGCAAGUUUGAUUGCAUCCCUUACCUCGAAAUUAUACAGAUGAUUGACGCAAAGUAUCCACCCAAUGAGAAAGGGGAUUUGCUCGUGUUCCUCAACGGCUUUGCAGAAAUAUCCGCCCUGGCAGACGCCGUAACCGAAUAUAGUAAAUUCAAGAAAAACUGGAUCGUUCUGCAACUACACAGCACCCUCUCUUUAGAAGAGCAGGACAAAGUCUUCGAUUAUCCUCCAGAAGGCGUUAGGAAAUGUAUCAUUUCCACAAACAUUGCCGAAACAUCGGUGACUAUAGACGGCAUAAGAUUCGUCAUCGAUUCAGGGAAAGUCAACAGAAUGACCUAUCACACCGUCGGUGGAAUAAACAAACUGACAGAAACGAACAUUUCCCAAGAUAGUGCAAAGCAAAGGGCAGGAAGAGCGGGGAGAACGGGACCUGGCAUAUGCUUUCGAAUGUAUUCAGAAGAAGAUUUUAAAAACUUUGACGCCUUUACCACCGCAGAAAUACAUCUCGUCCCUCUCGAAUCCUUACUUUUACAUAUGAUAUCUUUAGGAUUGACAGACAUAGUGAACUUCCCCUUUUUAGAAAAACCCAGUGAAAGGGUCAUCGAAGAAAGUUUAGAACGACUCAAGUUUUAUGGUGCCCUCCAACUAGACGAGCAGUAUUUAGUCCUCACCCCACUCGGGGAAGCUCUUAGCAAAUUACCCGUCGAUCUCACAAUAGGAAAAAUGCUCAUAAUGUCCACUGUUUUUGGGAACGUCAACGCCGUCUUAGCCCUGGCAGCACUACUAAGUGUGCAAAGUCCCUUUACACAAUCCGCUUAUAAGAAUAUCGACACUUUAGAACUACGGAAACCUCUGGAAUCAACCCACGGUGAUUCAGUGACCUUCUUGAACCUCUACAAGGAAUGGCUGUCGGUAAAAUAUGAAACAACUCCCGCUUCCUCUUCCGGUUCCUCAACGUUUUCAAAACAAAAAGAAAACUCUCGAAUAUGGGCCAAAAAACGGGGCUUGGAAGAACAAAGAUUCUACGAAGUCACCAAACUCAUUCAACAGUUCAAAGACAUUUUAGAAGAUGCAGAUUUGUUACCCAAAGGACUGGAUAUCGAACUGACCAGCAGUGAGCGUGCCAUACGUUACGGAGAACUAAAGCAUCUGAAGACUUUGAGAAGGCAACUAAAGGAAGAGUCCAAAAGCAGUCGCAAGAAACAACUCAAAUAUGACACGUUUAUUUUUGAAGGGGACAUAGACAGAAAAGAAGCGCAAAAAGUAGACAUAAGAGACGUGGAGUUUAGAAUUGCGAACGACUUCAAAAAAUUGCAAAAAUUAUUAGAUGAAACGUCUCCGGACAGUGCAAGGGAACUCUUCAUGUUAAAACUUAUUCUUACAGGUGGAUUAUAUCCAUCUGUAGCCGUGGAAGAUGAAUUUAAUUCGUCAAAAAGUGUUGCAGAGCGUCUGUAUCAUACAAAAAGUAAGAAUUUCGUUUUUCUACGACCCUUGAGUUGUUUUACUACGAAUCCUGAAGUUCUCGAACUCCAUGCGGACGAUGUAGAGGUGCCUCCGCCAGGCUAUUUUAGUAAAAGACCUCUCAGUCGUAAACACCAAUUAUUGAUCUUCCAAUCGAUUUUGGAAACCAAAAAAGUAUAUUUGGUCAACGUAACUAGAAUGCCUUGCGUUCAAACGCUAAUGCUGUUUGCAAAAACUAUUGCAGUGAAUGCUACACUAAGUAAAUUUGUUUUUGACGAAUUUCUGCUCAUAGACAUUCCAUACUUUGGUCAAGGAAAGACUCUGCUAUUAAGAGCCAUCGCCCUCAGAAAAAUAUGGAAAGCGAAGUUGGAGGAAAAACUGAAAGAUCCAAAUGCGGUUUCGAGACAAAAUAACGAAGAGAUUUUUUAUUUUAUGGAAGACCUUGUCAAGUUUAUAAACACCGAUGUGUGUUACAAUGUUAAAAGACUAUUACCGGCUGAUCUGAAGAUGAUUUAUACGCAUGAAACGGAGUUUCCCGAUUUCGAAAAAAUGAAACUAAAAAACCCAUUCGAUCCCGAUUUUUCUAUUGCUGUAAAUCAAAACUAUGGGGGUUUACAGGUCACAGAAAAUGUUGUCUACGAUUGUUUAGUUCAAGAAGAAUGGGCAGUGACCAUGGAAGAAGAAAUUUCUGGAACACCCUUCGAGUGUCCAUAUUGUAAAAAAAGCAAAUAUGGAUACUCUGUUUACAGAAUAAUACAACACGAAAAGUUUUGUAGCGAAAAAGAAAAAGGCAAUGAGAAUGUGGAUAGGAGGAGUGACAAGAAAGUGGGAGAGAUCAAACCGAAUUCGAGACAAUUUUAUUGCGAAAAUUGCAAAACGAAUCUCAUAUUGACGCCUACCGAAAUUUUAAGACAUAAAAGAAGCUGCAAAAGCAGUAGUAUGUAAAUAAAAUUGUAACAAGGGAUUGACGGUUGCCUUUCUUCACAACAUCCACUGCUUCUCUUUUAUCACUCACGGCAAGCACGAGCCGCCACUGAUUUAUUGUGGCUGC